ACCGCGGGAAAGCGCAAACGUCGAUCACGUUGACACAGGCACAUGUUGUUGCUUCUUCUUUGACGACAUAUCCCCGAGAUUAUCGAGAUUAUUACUUACUUAGAAAAAAGCAGAAAAGUAUGUCUUUGGAAUGGUUUUAUGUGACAUUAACGGCACUCAUGGUAUGGAUGUGCUGUUUCGAAUCGACAAGUAUGGGUGGACCGCUUCCAGAGAAUAUUACCGUUCUACCGUCGAGGAAAUUCUUAAAAUCUAGCGUUGUUACGACAGUAUCGAUUGUUGGGAAACGGGACAAUGGAAAAAACAGAGAUGAUCACACAACGGCCGACAGUAACAAUAGAUCAUCAGCUGCCGCGAACGAUAUUAAUGUCUAUCGUUUACCACCUUCCCCGGCCAAUUUGUUGAAACCCGAUGGAUUUAAAUUCUACACUUACAAUGAAAGGGGUGAUAUGAUCACGAAACAGAUGACUCUGCAGGAAAUCCAAGCCUUGAUCGCAAGCGGAGGACCGGAUCAUUCGAAUGCAGAGAUUCAAGAACCUCAAAAAGCCGAAGAUAUUCUUACAGGUGGAAAGAAGGUAAUGGAUGUCGUCGAAAGGGUGCAAAACGUACUGAAGAGUGCAAUGAACAAACCGUCAACGUUAACGGGAAUUAUUUCGAAUUCGGUUCCGGAGAAAGCAAACGUUGAGUGGAGUAAUAUUUUACCCGUUAUCUUAGCUGGCGACAAACACGGAGACAACGUAAUUAACAAUACUCAUCACGCGGAAGAGGUUACAACAGUGACACCGCCGGUAUUCACCUCGACCCUCCGAAACGAUCCUAUUCCCGAUUCGUUGAAAUCGAACAAAACAGAGUCUUCUUCAAUCGAAGGAGCCAACAACGAUAAUAUCAAGUUUCCGCAGCAAACAACAAUGUCAACCGUUAUUACUUCGGACACAACGACCUCGUACACAGAGAAAUUAAUGAUUCCAGUAGCUGUUAUAACGGCCGAACAGAAACCACAGACUUGGCAGUAUACAACUGAAAGUCCUGUUUUUCAGAAAAUAACUGAAAUUUCGUCAUCGGCGGACGUACCUAAAGAAAAUUACAAUGACAACAAUAAUAAUCAUCAUUUGCCCUCGAGCGGGUACGUUAAUUCGUUACCAUCUAAUGGCAGUUCCUCGAUCUCCUCUGAACUCACGAAAACCAAUUACGGGGGUGUUGAUUCGAUCAGCACAGUCGCGGACACAAAGACCUCUUACGUUGUGUAUUCGUUAAAUUCGGCGGAAAGUAAAACGACGACAGUGGCGACCGAUAAUUGGGAGAAGGAAAACCUGAACAAGAAUGGCCAUGACUCGAUAAUGGAAUUAAACAAACUAAGCGAAACAACAGAGUUAAGCAACGAAUCAUUUGCGACAACGGCCGUUUAUUCCCCUGGAAUGUUCGUUACGAACACGGGUGCACUAAGCAGCAGCAGCAGCAGCAGCACAGUUUCGUCGAUAGAAUCAUCAAGGAUCCCCCCUGACGACGCUGUAACAUCAAAACCGAGUGACUUGCAAUACACGCCACCUUCCACGUCUCUGCCUAUGGAGUUGGUAAACUCAUUGUCCAGUAUGAUCGAUCAAGUCUCGGAAGACUCUGCCUCAUUCGUUUUAUCUUCCUCGUCCGACUUGGGGGAGGUAUUGCCCCAUCAUGAAAUCGAUGAAAAUAAACGAGAAAAUGAUUCCGAAAUACGGACAAGUGCGGCAACUUCGAUAAUAAAUGCGACGACUGAAUUACCUCCGAUCUACGGAGAAGAACUAUUAUCGGAGGACGCACAGGAUGCAUUCGAAGAAUGUACAGAAGAGUCGGUCCGUGGAACAACUUCGACGAAACUUGAAGUUGAUCAAAAUCGAAGAACCACCACUUUAACCGUUCUACCCGUUUCGUUCGUUAAUUUUCCCUCGGCGAAUCUAACGCGUCCCGAGGAAAUGAUAAACUCGUUUUAUAUUACGACAGCGGUCGGUAAUAGCCGUAGUACGUUAAACCCUUUGUCGGUAACCGAUACAACGCCAAUGGUGUCUAUGGAAGAACCAUCUGGUAUUACAGCGAAUUUAAUUUCCGUCUUUACUUCUUCGAACGAAAUGCAUUCCGCACCUGUUGUGUUUGAAACUACGACAGUGAAAACAACGGUUUUACAAGCAUCCGAUUCAACGAAAAAAACGACUCUGACUGGUCUUUAUGAUUCUGCGUCUAACGUAUCAAACGUUGAAAAACCCUCAACGAAGAUCGAGUCAGCAGCACUUGUGGAGAGCAUACUUGCAACGACUUCAACCGCAACGAAUAUUCCCGUUACAGUGGCGCUCGAUUUACCAAAUAUUCCAUCGGGAAAUCUUCCGACGAAAACAUUAGCCAGCGAGCUUAUAGCUGGUUUUGGAUUAAUCGGCUCGAGUACAAUGGACGACGGCACUUCUUACGAUACAAAAAAGGCAACUUCGUUGAUAGAAGAGCCGGGACCAAUAAACGUUACAUCGUCUACCAAUCAGUCGAGCGUUGCUUUGAAACUGGAGACGCAAAGUUCAGCUUUCGUAACGGAAACAGCGGAAAAGGACAGAUGGACUACUAAAGAAAGCGGUUCGAGGAACGAGAGUGGAACUCGCAAUAACUCCUCGAUGAAUGAGAAUAUCUAUGCGGAACUUAUUCGGCCAUCGAAUCUACCCGAAGCAGUAGCAGUAACGUUAGAAACAACAGACCGAGCGGUAUCUUGCGUUACGCACACGGACAUGGAAUUCGACCAAGUGGAAAACGAGCAGACGAUUCAAACGACCGAUUCAUCCGUACUCGACGAUGUCAUUACCACCUCGGUGGAUAUCACAGUUACAGAUCGUAGUGAGAGCUACUCGGAUGAUAUCAAGUUUUCCGAACACACGUUCGAUCUAGAUUCCGUGACAACGAUAACUAAUACAGAAUCGAAUACUUGGUUUGAUUCGCAAAAGCCAAUGCAAGUAGGUGCAUCGAAUGUCGAUGGGCCCGUUGAGACACGCGUCGUAGUACCGACAAAACCCGAGGGCAUCCUGGUAGAAGCGGGAUUAAAAAAAGAAGACGAUACGAACAUGGUUACGAAUUCCAACGGUUCGAUUGGAAUUUCAUCGACAGAAUUGAAUUCGAACGUUUACGAUAAAUUCUCAACGAAUACGAAUGAGUCGAGUUUAACGAACGCGAACACUACGGUAGACGUCAGAUUGAAACAGCAAACGAAUGAAACGAUUGCCGAUUCGAAUACCUUUGUCACCGAUUACUCGAUGGAUGCCGAUAAAUCGAGGAACGAUUCGCAGGAAAAUACAAUAAAGACGAACCAUUUACCAACGGGAAGUCAGGAAUCAGAAUCAAACGUUACCACUCAUAGUGUACCGUCUACAAAUCAAACAUAUACAAGUUCUGAAUAUUCAAGUUCGAGCAAAACGAACAAAACGGAUCAUAUUCAUACGGAGAAUAAAUGGCAGCGUAUAACUUUACACGAAACAGUUCCAACGCAGUCAACGAAAUUUGUCGCGUCGGUGACUAAAAAUCCAUCAUCACCGCAGCCAUUAUCGGCGAUGAUGAUGAUGAUGAUGAUACCGACAUCAACGUACGAAACGAAUUCGACAGAAGGGGAGACGCGUUAUCCGACGAUUCCUAUGACCGAAGCUGGAACCACGGUUACGCUGAAUUCUUCGAAAAACACUGGAGGAUUGGAUACCAGCACAAAGAACGCGAGCAUCGACAUCGUAAACUUCUCGAGACUUUGCAACGAACUUGCAUUCAAAUUUUGGAUAGCCGCGAACAAGGGACUAAGCACCGGAAGGUCACUCGCUCUCUCGCCAUUCGGAAUGGUAAGCUUACUCGCUAUGAUUUUUCUUGGCGCGCGAGGAUCAACGUCCGAUCAAAUGAACGAAGUGCUUGGACUCGACAACGUGGCCACCUUUAAUCCGCAUUUAAUUUUCCAAAAUGUAACGGAUGCAGUGAGUUUGGCGAGACAUCAAGGUAUCGCAAACGCGGCUUUCGUUCGCGAACUGUUCGCGGAUAAAGUCAAGGUUCGUAAAUUAUUGCCCUUCUAUAAAGAACAAGCUCAACAGUUUUACGAAGGACUGGUGGCUGAAGUAAAUUACGCUACCAUCAGCGAUCUUGCGCGACGUCGCACUAAUCUCUUGAUUAGGAAACAAACCGGCGGUAGAAUAAGAGAUUUUGUAAAAAGUAACGCAGUUCCUUUAAGAUCACCGCUCGCAGCCAUUUCAGCGAAUGUAUUUCAAACGGACUGCAACACCAGUUCGGCCAGCACGACGGGACGAGACGGUGAAUUAUAUUUCGCUAUAUCAUCGGCUCAUAGGUUGAGAAAAUUGAUUCCAGUCCCGGCAACUGUUUGGCGAUCAAAUGUACUCGCCGGUUACGAACCGAGCUUAGACGCCACCGCGAUUUCUCUCGGUGGUAUCGAUAAAUUAGUCUCGACGAUAUUCCUGUUGCCCGGUCAGCAGGGUCACGCCGCACCCGGCGACACAUUGGACCGACUUGAGCAAAGGCUCGUCAAGGGGGCCCAUCAGGAUGGAACUUGGAAUAAGCUUCUCAAAGUUCUCAUACCUAGGCGUGGUCUCGAAUUACAAAUACCCAAGUUCAGUCAUAGAUCUGUCGUUAACGCUACCGCCGCUCUGAAAAGAAUGGGCCUGGAUCAAUUGUUCUCGAACGAUGCUGACUUUAAAGGGAUCAAUGGAAUCGGAAAUCGUCUAUUUUUAUCAGACGUUUUGCAGAUGAACCUGUUCAGUACGUGCGGUGACGAAAACACCGCUAAUGGACGACAUCACGUGGAAAUUUAUCCAGCUAGUCCUUCUUCGCGGAUUUCUUCGAAUUACGAUAACGAAUAUCCAACUUCCGAAGUUCAUGGAGAAUUAACUUCUGGCUACUCGAUAACACAACCACCGUUUAUUUUUCGAUCGAAGAAUUAUCGAACCGUUUCAACAAGUGGUGGAGUAACAAAAAACUCCGAAAAACAAACGGAAGACAGACCCAGAUUAAAACUGGAUCAACCGUUUCUCUAUUUCGUACGACACAAUCCGACCGGUCUUAUACUUCAUAUGGGUCGUUUCAACCCUAGAUUACUUUAACUUCAUAAUCCAUGAUCAUUCGUUAUUCCCAUCAUUAUCUAUUUAAUAUUGUGUCUAAUUCACGUAUAAUAAUCACGAUUUCU
This is a messenger RNA of Dufourea novaeangliae, 5170 nucleotides long. RefSeq names its product ras guanine nucleotide exchange factor Y-like. The transcript is spliced from 7 exons. NCBI's taxonomy places the organism in Eukaryota, Metazoa, Arthropoda, Insecta, Hymenoptera, Halictidae. The record is from RefSeq and is a predicted model, not a curated record. Bases 120 to 5087 code for a protein of 1655 amino acids. Gene Ontology annotation, molecular function: serine-type endopeptidase inhibitor activity.